Monodelphis domestica (gray short-tailed opossum) is the source of this 5044-nucleotide messenger RNA. RefSeq names its product glycerate kinase (gene GLYCTK). The record is from RefSeq and is a predicted model, not a curated record. Gene Ontology annotation, molecular function: glycerate kinase activity. Gene Ontology annotation, biological process: protein phosphorylation. Gene Ontology annotation, cellular component: cytoplasm. NCBI's taxonomy places the organism in Eukaryota, Metazoa, Chordata, Mammalia, Didelphimorphia, Didelphidae.
UAUAGAAACUUUAUAGAAGUACAUUUUAUAGUAGAAAAGAUCUUCUGGUAAUACUAAAAUCACCCUAUUUUAUAGAUAAGAAAAGAGAACCUCUGAGAGGUUAUUAUCUAUGAUCAUAGAUUAUCUGUGUCAGAAUUUGAUGUUUCUUGGCGAUAUCUUCACUUGAAGUCUGGGGCUCUUUCCAAUUAAUUCUGUUUAGGAAGUUCAUGCUUUAUUCUAACAGAGAACCAUUGAUUUUGGGUUUUUUUGGACAUGACUAAAACUAGAAUCUGUUUUACAUGAAUGUACAUAUUUGUAAUGAGUUUUGUUUUUCUUAUCUUCUUGAAGUGGGGAAGAAUUCAGAACUGAAAAUUAAAUUUAAUAAAAGAAAAUAAAGUUCCUGGAUUUUCGUUUUUGGCAUAGUUCAUCCUUUGUUUUCCCUUUUUGAAGAGAUCCACUGACAUACUGAUGUUGGGGUAAAAUAGUGGAUGAUGGCUGAUGUCUUGAUACUUGCAAGUUCCUAGAUACUACAGACACAAAGAGUGAAGUGUUUUGGUUGAACAAAGAUGUGUUUUCUAGCCUUUUCUCACAAUGCCCUUUUCUACUCUUUUCUUUCUUAUCAAUAUCACUCUACUUCAGGUCCUUAUUACUUCUCACCUGGAAUAAUAUAAGAGCUUAACUGUUUUCCCUGUCUCUGGUCUCUUUCCUUUCCAAAUCACCCUUUACAUACUUCCAGUUUCAAUUUCAUGCACUGUUCUGAUCAUUCUGCCUUAGAGUGGGGACUCUAUCUCUGGGGAUCUUGAAGGGGAGGCUGCGUAAAUCUUGCUCAGUGAUGCUGCAGACUAUAUUCUUGCUAAGGCAAAGCUUUGAUCAGAACUAUAUAUCUUUGAAUUCCAUUCCAAUUCUGAGAUUCCAUGAGCUUAUCUAAUGAAAUGAUGAGGCAUUAUGUUCUAGGGAUGAUCUAUAUAAAUGCACAAAGGAGAGACAGUUGGUGGCUCAGUGGAUGGAAAGUCAGGCCUACAGACAGGAAGUCCUUGGGUCAAAUCUGGCCUCAGAAACUUCCUAGCUGUGUGACCCUAGGCAAGUCACUUAACCCUCAUUGCUUAACCCUUACCACUCUUCUGCCUUGGAAACAAUACUUGGUAUCUAUUCUAAAAUAGAAGAAAAGGGUUUUGUUUUGUUUUGUUUUUUAAUAGCAGAGGUCAGAGAACAAAGAAUCAGUUUCUUACUCUGGCAAUAAAUGGAAAGUGUAGAUUGGAGAGGGAAAGCAAGCACUUCACACAGAAUGUUAUUGUAAUGGCUAAGUCAAGAGGCAAUGAAGGGCCUGAACUUGGGAAGGUGGCAGUGGGAAUGGAGCAAAAAAAAGCAAAUGGAAGGGAAAAUGUGUAGGAAAUAUUAACAAGAUUUGGUAUUAGAGCUGGAAGAUAGUGGAGAGGGGUCAAAAAUGAUUAAGAUUAUACAAAUAGGUGAAGGAGAAUCACAAAAGGAAAGGUUAUAUAGAUAGGCUUAAAACAAUUAAAUUUAACAAGCAUUUAAAAAAUAUAUCCCAGAUCCUAGGAUAGGUUCUUGAAAUACAAAGAAUGAAACAAUCCUUCUUCACAGGUAAUUUAUAUUCUCUUUAGGCCCAGGGGAUAAUAUGCAGAAAAAUACAAAAGAAAUACAAAGUAAGUUUUUUUUGUUGUUGUUUUUUGUUUUUUGUGGAGGAAGAAAGUACUAAAACCUGAGAGAUCAGUAGUCUUGUAAGGAGUUAGGGAUUCCAUGAAGUAGAGGUGAGGCAAGAGAACAUUCCAGAUAUAGGGAACAGUAUGUGCAAAGGUAAGAGAUUGAAUGUCAUGUAUGGAAGAGUAAGUAUAAUAAAUCUGAAGAGACUUGACCUAGAGUUAUAAUUUUCUCCGCUACCUGCAUUAUUGAAGAUUACAAUUCCUGUACAUCUUGGUGAGCUGCCAUUUGAGUUGCUAUUCCUGAAAGUUUCAUCAAUCUUCAGCCAACAUUUUAUUGGUAAACCUUUCUGAUCUUUGGUAGACUGGAUCUCGGAAUACAGAUGUACAGCUUUUCCAGAAGCCCAUAUAUCAAGUCUUUUCAGCUUGUUGGGACCUAUCAAACCUUAUAUUUUGAUAACAAUAAUAAGAGCCUCAGACAUCAGUGCACAACAAUGAGACAUCAAAGUAGGAUUAGUGGAGUAAAAUAAAUGGCAGGUAGAAAUCUGGGACUGAAAUAGAAAGCAAUGAUUAGGUCUGGAUAAAAAUUUAGGAGUUUUCUGCAAAGAUCAUAGUUGAGGUUCAGUCCAUUUCAAACUUUUGAGAUUCCAUGAUUUUUUUAAAUGAGUUUUUAUAAACACAUACAUAUGUCUCUUUCUCCAUUCUUAGAUUUCUUUGGAUAUAGGCCUAGUAGAGAAAGGGAAGAAAGGCAAUAACUCUCAAUCAGGAGACACAAGUAGGAAGAGAAUCAAGCCAAAGCCAUCUUAUCUAGCAGAUCUGAGCUCUUGGGUGACCCUGAAGGGGUGAGGAACUGGACACUAAGUGGAUAAGGGAAACUAAGUACUGGGCAGUGAUGGGGCCAGAAGAGAAUAAUGGAGCCGAAGUGGCCAUGGCAACUAAGAAGCGGAACAACCACAUUGGUUUUCUUCUAUUCUUUGCCUCUAACCGGCCUGCGGCUCCUUCGAAGAGCCACUUCCGCCCGGCUGUUUCUUCCCUUCCGGCUCUGGCCUAGCGGCCUGUCAAGAACUUCCGGUUCCGUCCAACACUGAAGCUGAACUUUCGAACACAGAAGGCCGUGGGAGAAUUGAACAGGGCGCACGAGCAACUCAGAAGAGACGCUAAAUCCGGGACCCUGGCGCCCACGACUAUCCAUUUUUCUCGCGCUUCCUGCUUGGGCCUUGCUUACGGAAAGGAGAAGACGGAAAUUCGAUGUACAACCGCGCAAUCAGCAUGCAAAUCUCAGAUCACGUCGUCUCGUGACGUGAUUAUGGAUACCAGGCAUUGCUAAGAGUGAGCUGGGCAUGGCUGCCACCCUUAGAGUCCUACCUGGCUUUUUGCGUACUUGCCCCUGCCCAGUACUUUGGGGGAGUCCAGCUUACCGGUCUGCUAGCAGCAUGGCCCUACAGGAGCAGGCCUGGCAACUGUUUGAGGGUGCAGUGAAUGCAGUAAUGCCAGGCCCCAUGUUACGCCGGGCUUUGGCACUAGACACAGAGACUGGACAGCUGAAGGUUCGGGACAGGAAUUUUCAGCUCCAUCACAAUCUUUACCUGGCAGGUUUUGGCAAAGCUGUGCUAGGCAUGGCAGCUGUGGCAGAGGAGAUGCUGAGUGAACACCUGGUUCAAGGUGUGAUCAGUGUACCCAAGGGCAUCCGAGCAGCCAUGGAACAUGCUGGCAUGCAGGAGAUGCUGCUGAAACCCCACAGCCAUAUCCAAGUGUUUGAGGGAGCAAAGGACAACUUGCCUGAUGGAGAUGCCCUGCAGGCUGCACUAGCCAUCCGAAAUUUAGCAGAGGGGCUGACUGCUGAUGACCUGCUGCUGGUCCUUAUCUCAGGGGGAGGCUCAGCACUGCUUCCUGCUCCGAUCCCACCAAUUACUCUAGAAGAGAAACAGAUUCUUACCAAGAUGCUGGCAGCUCGGGGUGCUACAAUUCAGGAACUGAAUACCAUCCGUAAGGCCUUGUCCCAGCUCAAGGGUGGGGGCCUGGCAAGAGCUGCUUACCCUGCCCAGGUGGUGAGCCUGAUCCUGUCAGAUAUUGUGGGGGACCCUGUGGAUAUGAUUGCCAGUGGCCCUACAGUGGCCAGCGACCACAAUGUUCAGGAUUGCCUGCAUAUCCUCAGCCGGUAUGGCCUCCGCGGAGUCUUACCGCGCUCUGUCAAGACAGUGCUAUCCCGGGCUGAUUCAGAUCCCCGUGGCCCUCCUGGCUGUGGCCAUGUCCUCAAUGUGGUGAUUGGCUCCAAUUCACUGGCUCUGGCUGAGGCCCAGCGUCGAGCUGAGGCCCUGGGUUACCGGACUCUGGUUCUAAGCACAGUCGUGCAAGGUGAGGUGGGACGUGUGGCUCGAUUCUAUGGGCUGCUGGCUCAGGCCGCUGGUGUUCGCCUCUCCUCUCAAGCAGCAGAGGCCAGGAAGGAGGAAGAUGAGCUUCGGAGUCUGGUGGAAGAGCUACAACUCUCAGACCUGCGGCUGGAGGAGGCCCUGGAGGCUGUGGAAGGGGCCAAGGGCCCCGUCUGCCUCCUGGCUGGAGGGGAGCCCACGGUGCGGCUGCAGGGUUCGGGCAGGGGUGGCCGAAACCAGGAGCUAGCCCUUCGGGUUGGUGUAGAGAUGAGUGGGUCUGCAGGCAGCACCUGGGAGGCUCUGUUCCUCAGUGGGGGGACUGACGGGCAGGACGGCCCCACAGAGGCGGCAGGGGCCUGGGUCACCCCAAGGCUGGCCAGUGAGGCAGCAGCUGAGGGACUGGAUGUGGCAGCUUUCUUGGCCAACAGUGAUUCCAAUACCUUCUUCCGACGCCUGCAGGGUGGUGCCCACCUCCUCUGCACUGGAUUGACUGGCACCAAUGUCAUGGAUGUUCACGUGCUGCUCCUCCAGCCCUGCUGACUGGGGCCAUUUUCUUGGGUCCUGUGAGGUAUUGGGGAAAAUCCUCAUAACUAGGGCUACACAGUGGGCCAGGGCUCCCAGGGGAAUCUGGUUCUGGGCCCUGAGCGCCUUCUGUGGAAUUCACUGGGGCACCCCAGCCUUUCAGACUGCGGUGCCUGCAGGAGAAGGCAUGGACGACUAGGGAACAGGAAGCAUUCAAAAGAGCCAUUCCUGACUUGUAGGGUCUUUAUUGCAGAUGAGGGAAGUGCACUGCCUCCAGGCACCCUCCAUUCUCCUUAUCCCAAACUGCCGCCUGUUGGCUCCCCUGGGAGCCUGGACUCUUAGGUCACAGCUGAGGCAACAGGACUUUGUAAUAAGCCGCUACUGCUCUGCUAAGGCUCUUCUUUUAACCUUGCUCCCCUGGGCUGUUCCUCCCUCAGCUCCGACUCAGGUUUGGUAGUAAAAAAAAGUGAGUCAGAGUGUUUGGGAAAGGGUGUGAAAAUAAAAAGGAUGAACUCA